UCAGAUUUAGGUAAUAUUAUGGAUUUUAUUGACAAUUGUGGGGCGAAAGGAGAACUCCAAUUACCCUCGUAAUUGUUCCCACAUAUAUUGUUUGAUAGACUUUCUUGGAGAGAGGUAAUUAAUGGUUCCCCGCAUCAACCUCAACACCACCAUAUCAACACCAUCGUAUCUUCAUAUCCUUGCCGCAUCUCAUCGUGACAUACAAUGGCUUCAAAGGUUCUCAAACGCCGUGGUGGCAACGCCUCUGGUUAUGGCUUAGAGCAGGAUCUCGCCGCGAUACGUAACCCCGGAGAGGCGAGGCCGAUCCCCGCUCCUCCAUCCGACCUCGAGACCCUCAGCUCCCCCACCGGCGGCGACAGCUUCACCUUCCGCAGCUUCACGGCCGCCGACGCCUACGAGCUGGGCCACCUGCUGCACGCGCGCCUGCUCCCGUUCUCGGCGACGUCGCCGACGCUCGUGUCCAUCUCGCUCGCGGCCGGCGGGCAGGUGCUGUUCCAGGCGGCCGUGGGGUCGGGCGCGACGCCCGACAACGAGGAGUGGGUGCGGCGCAAGCGCAACGCCGUCCUGCGCUUCGGCCGCAGCACGUGGCUGCUCAACCGCCGGUUCGGCGACGACGCGUCGUUCCGCGCCCGCAUGGGCAUCAGCCCCGAGCGGGCCGCCGAUUAUGCCAUCCACGGCGGCGGCGUGCCGAUCCGGGUCGUGGGCGUGGAGGGCGUUGUGGCGGUGGUGGUGGUCAGUGGGUUGAGGCAGGAGGAGGACCAUGCUGUGAUUGGGGAUGUCAUUAUGGAGACCUGGGAGUACGAGUGAGAUGCUGGUAUGCUGAGAGGUGACCUCGAUUAGAGUAUCUCCUGGGAAAAUGUAAACAGGAUCAAUUCUCUUUAUGCCACGUAAAUGCAGAGGUCCUCCUGCCAGAAUGGGAAACCUCAUCUCUCGGUUCUCCAGGUGCAGCUGCCAAUGGGAGGCCGCCUUGCUCUUGUCUAAUUCGGUCAGGUGGCUCAUCCCCACAUCCCAGGAAACUUUACCCAGACCUGGGCUGAAGCUGAAACGAGGGCUGAAGUACGGAGGGA
Messenger RNA from Phialemonium atrogriseum, 1067 nucleotides. RefSeq lists its product as uncharacterized. The record is from RefSeq and is a predicted model, not a curated record. The transcript has 2 exons. Lineage: Eukaryota; Fungi; Ascomycota; Sordariomycetes; Cephalothecales; Cephalothecaceae. Bases 205 to 807 code for a protein of 200 amino acids. Gene Ontology annotation, cellular component: TRC complex. Gene Ontology annotation, biological process: post-translational protein targeting to endoplasmic reticulum membrane.